AGGUCCCUAGAAGGCAAGCUCCGCAUUGGUCUAGCGGAGCAGUCAGUGCUUCAAGCACUGGCACUAGCCACGGCCACCACGCCGCCUGCACCCGGCGGCGCGACUGUGUUAGACGCCUCGCGCGGCCUGCCGUCCGACGAGUUCAAGGCACGUGUAGACGCGCACGCUUUAACAAUCAAGAGCACAUACUGCGCGUGCCCGAACUACGACGCGCUCAUCCCGGCGCUACUGCAGUAUGGAGUAGCAGCCCUGCCCGAGCACUGCAAGCUGACGCCCGGCGUGCCGCUCAAACCCAUGCUGGCGCAUCCGACGCGCGGCGUGCACGAGAUAUUCAACAGAUUCGAGAACGAGCAAUUCACGUGCGAAUGGAAGUACGACGGCGAGCGCGCACAAAUACACGUGCCCGCGAAUGAAGACGGCACCGCGCCCGACUUGGCGCGAGCCGCCAUCUUCAGCCGCAACCAGGAGGACAACACCAGUAAAUACCCGGACAUCCUGCGGCGGCUGCCGGGCUUAUUACGUGAGAAUGUGACCAGCUGCGUGCUGGACUGCGAGGCCGUCGCCUACGACGUCGCCGCCAAGAAGAUCCUGCCUUUCCAGGUGCUGUCGACGCGCAAACGCAAGGACGCGCGCGAGGAGGACAUCCAGGUGCAGGUGUGCGUGUUCGCCUUCGACCUGCUGCUGCUCAACGGCCGCUCGCUCGUGGCCGCGCCGCUCGCCGAGCGCAGGAGCUUGCUGCGCGAACAUUGCCGCGAGGUCGAAGGCGAGUGGCACUUCGCGACGUCCAAAGACUGCAGCACCAUGGAGGAAGUACAGCAGUUCCUGGACGAAGCUGUAGCCAACUCCUGCGAGGGACUCAUGGUCAAGACGCUGACGGGUGACCACGCGCGGUAUGACAUCGCGCGACGCUCGCACAACUGGCUCAAGCUGAAGAAAGACUACUUAGAAGGCGUGGGCGACACUCUAGACGUGGUCGUGAUCGGCGGCUACCGCGGGCGCGGCAAACGAGCCGGCGCCUUCGGCGGCUUCCUGCUGGCCUGCUACGAGCCCGAGCAGGAGGUCUACCAGGCGCUAUGCAAGAUCGGCACCGGCUUCAGCGACGAGGAUCUCCAGACUCUUAGUAAAGAGCUCGAGCAACAUGUCAUUGAGGCACCCAGGAACUAUUACAGCUACGACCGCAGCCACGAGCCGGACGCGUGGUUCGCGGCGGCGCUGGUGUGGGAGGUGCGCUGCGCCGACCUGUCGCUGUCGCCCGCGCACCGCGCCGCCAUCGGGCUCGUCGACCACGACAAGGGCAUCUCGCUGCGCUUCCCCAGGUUCGUGCGCGUGCGCACAGACAAGACUCCGGAGCAGGCGACGUCGGCGCAGCAGGUCGCCGCCAUGUACCUGGCGCAAGACCAGAUCAAGAACCAGGCCGCCAAGCCCGCCAACCUCGACGACUUCUACUGAGAGAAGGCAGGCAGUAUGAUGAGAACACGGUUAUGUAUUUAUUCUAUUUUUUUUUCUCUGGCUAAGCCAACAUAAAUAAUAUAUUUUUUAUAUUUUGUCACUGGGGAUGUGAGACGCGAUAUGUACGUAUGUAUUGUUCAAAUUGAGGUGGCACACAACAGAAAAUGUCGCGCCUGCAUCGAGCAGCAGAAAUAGUAAAUCUUGCUGCUGCAAUGGAUUUUAUUUUUAUAACUGUACUUACAUCAAGUUUUUGUCAAAUGAUAAGCUGUAUUAUAAUUAAGUGGUCUCGAAUAACGUACGCGUAUGUUAUAUUGAUACGUGUAAACUGAUUCCGAUUCUAUGAUACUAUUUAUAAUAAUAAAUGUUAGUAAUGUUCACAAUGUUUUAUUGAUAUUCUUAAGACUACUUACAUUUAGAUCAUGAGUCGUUUGUGAAGCGUUUCGCAGGAAAUGAAUAAGGAAUAUUUUGCAUUCACAAUAUAAUAUUAUAAUUAAAGGGUUACGAUUAUUUUGAUCUAUUACGUUAUACACUUGAUAUGGUCCAUAAUAAGACUACGUUAUUAGGUGUUUAUAAACAUUCAUAUUUUUAUAUCAGUAGAAGGUAAACUUUACUACUAAGUCUAAAUUGUAAACCUACAGUAAGCUCUCCUUGUGACGAUUUAGAAAAUAAAAUAUUCAAAAUUAAAGCUUUUGAAGAAGAAUAGCUAACUUAUCCCAAUAAAUUAUAAUAUUAAUCACAUGUCAAGAUUUUAAAAAUACCGGAAAAUAUAAGUUAUUUAUGUGUACGGGACGAAAUAGAAACACAACCCCGUUUGUUCUCCCCGCGUAUAAAGAAAGCUGUCAUGUAAUCAUGCCUACAUUUUUUCCUCAAUGGUGUACACAAAAACCAUGCUCUGAAUAAUUUCAGGUGACCACUUUGAUACCGAAGUACGGUUUAGAAAAUAGGACUCAUUAUUGUAGAAUACAAUAACACACUCAGUUUGCUGUAGGCCGUAUAUCGCUGUAAAAUUAAUUGUACUUACUUAAAUUAUUGUACUUAUACAAUUAAAAAUAUUAAUGCUCGACGCCACUUU
Messenger RNA from Ostrinia furnacalis (Asian corn borer), 2521 nucleotides. RefSeq names its product DNA ligase 1 (gene DNAlig1). Gene Ontology annotation, cellular component: mitochondrion; nucleus. The transcript has 9 exons. The annotation marks the transcript as partial. Gene Ontology annotation, biological process: DNA recombination; DNA biosynthetic process; Okazaki fragment processing involved in mitotic DNA replication. Lineage: Eukaryota; Metazoa; Arthropoda; Insecta; Lepidoptera; Crambidae. The record is from RefSeq and is a predicted model, not a curated record. Gene Ontology annotation, molecular function: DNA binding; ATP binding; DNA ligase (ATP) activity.